CAUGUAUAUAGAUAUAUAUAUACAGUGAAGACAUAUCGACAUCAACUAAAUAGUGGAUUAGUUUAACGGCAUCAAAAAAUGGCGGCCAGUGAUUUUGAAGCUCGAAUGUCAGGUUAUUUAAACGGAGCUGCAGCAUGUUUAGCUUUAUCUAUUGGACGAGAAACUGGUUUAUUAAAAGUUUUUACGGAGCCACAUGAACCAAUGACAAUUUCACAGAUAGCUUCUAAAACUAAUCUUAAAGAACGGUAUAUAAAAGAGUUAUUGGGUUGCCUAGUAACAUCAAGUAUUAUAGAAGUUGAUGAAGCAUCAGUUAAAUAUUUUGUACCAGAUGAAAUAAGAUCGACCCUGGAUUCAAAUCUGAAUUCUAUUGAGUUAUUUGACUAUGGUUUAGCACGUAAAGAGGACCUGAAAUCUUGUAUGGCGAUUGAUGGACCAAAUGGAUUUGCCGGACAGACCAGACCUGGAUACGGAGAACUACUUAAGAAAUUCCGAUGUAUAAAUAUGGAUAAUCUGAUCGAAGAAGAAUUCUUUAAACACACGCCUGAUAUAAAAACAAAAUUAGAGAGUGGAAUAGAUUUUGUGGAGUUUGGUUGUGGAUUGGGUCCAGUAAUUAUAGAACUAGCCAGUAGAUAUCCUAACAGUAGAUUUAUAGCAAGUGAUUACUCACCGGAAGCCAUGGCGACCGUCGCUAAAACUAUUGAAGACAAGGGGUUGAAGAACAUCAAGGCCCAGCAAGCUGACCUUUAUCAACUCCCGGACGAAUGGGUGGGGAAGUUUGAUGUGAUUUAUAUCCGCGAUACGCUACAUGAUCUAGGACAGCCUCUAAAAGGUGCCACGGAGAUGGUGAAAGUGCUGAAACAGGGCGGCGUGAUCGUAAUAAUAGAAAUAGUCCUCAAGGGAGAUAACCACCGUGAAAAUAAAGAAGACCCCAGUGCACCACUACUCUUUAUAUUGAGUGCCUCGGUUUGUGUUCCUGAAAGUUUGUGCCAGGAAGGGGGUAUCGGACUGGGUUGCACUUCAGGGUUGAAGUCGCUGAAAAACAUAAUUUAUCAAUCAGGAAUCCCAGCUGCCAAUAUAGAGACACACGAACUUGCCUCGUUUUCUUGUAAAUUCGUCUGUCGCAAAUAGACAGAUGAACAUCUGGAUACAGACCACCCAUGAAUGUAGCUUCUUUUAUUUAUAGUUUCUUCCCCUUCUGCAAGGCGGAUGUGUUUGAUUUUUUGCUGCAUGAAAUUGAAUUUACAUUUUCGGCCAAGCUUUGGUGAAUAUUCAUGAUUUUCGGGCGGAUGGAUAACAGAGUUAAGAGGUUGCUUACCUUGGUAUGCGCGGCUUCACAAAGAAUGGACUGGCUUGUACGCAACACAAAAGAUACCGAAAAGAACGCAGUAUUAUUGUUAUUUUAUUAUCUAUGGAACAUGGAUGACCAUGUACAGUGGACACCCAUGUAAACAUUAAAACUGUGUUAAAUUUAUUGACCAGCUUAUACGUUAAAGGUAGCAGCAUUUAUUUAUCUAAAGCAAAGUCCUGUCUUUUAUAUUUCAUUUUUUAUUUCAUAUUGAAAUAUUAUCUAAAAUUUCACAACGAUGUACGCAAAUCAUCUCGACUUUAAUUACCACAUUAGGAUACUGUAUGUGACGUUAUCAUUUCGACUUUAAUUAGCACAUUAGGAUACUGUUUUUCACGUUUAUUGUGUUUAAAAUAAAAGUACUUUAAAUUUU
Patella vulgata (common limpet) is the source of this 1718-nucleotide messenger RNA. Its product is annotated as S-adenosylmethionine-dependent methyltransferase Rv2258c. Bases 79 to 1128 code for a protein of 349 amino acids. Lineage: Eukaryota; Metazoa; Mollusca; Gastropoda; Patellidae. The record is from RefSeq and is a predicted model, not a curated record. The transcript has 5 exons.